Verruconis gallopava is the source of this 2595-nucleotide messenger RNA. RefSeq lists its product as uncharacterized. Gene Ontology annotation, cellular component: late endosome; retromer complex; retromer, cargo-selective complex. Gene Ontology annotation, biological process: intracellular protein transport; retrograde transport, endosome to Golgi. Bases 1 to 2595 code for a protein of 864 amino acids. NCBI's taxonomy places the organism in Eukaryota, Fungi, Ascomycota, Dothideomycetes, Venturiales, Sympoventuriaceae. The record is from RefSeq and is a predicted model, not a curated record. The transcript has 5 exons.
AUGGCGACGUCGCCUCCACCUGUUGAAGAUCAGGGGCGUCUGCUCGAGGAUGCGCUCACGGUGGUGCGGCAGCAAACUGUUCAGAUGAAGCGCUGCCUGGAGAGUCCGGGGAAGCUCAUGGACGCACUCAAAUGCAGCUCGACGUUGGUUUCGGAACUGCGAACCAGCAGCCUUGGGCCUAAGCAGUACUAUGAGCUUUACAUGGCUGUCUUCGAUGCGCUGCGACAUCUGGCUGUCUUUUUGCGCGAGAAUCACCCUGUCACACACCUUGCCGACUUGUAUGAGCUUGUGCAAUACGCAGGAAACAUCAUUCCGCGCCUGUACCUCAUGAUUACCGUUGGGACAGUGUAUAUGUCGAUAGAAGAUGCACCCGUCAAGGAGAUAAUGAAGGACAUGAUGGAGAUGAGUCGAGGUGUCCAGCAUCCAAUUCGCGGGCUGUUUUUGAGAUACUAUCUGACGGGUCAAGCAAGAGAUCACCUACCGCAAGGUAGCGGGGAUGGACCGGAAGGCAAUCUUCAGGACAGCAUCAACUUCAUUUUGACCAAUUUUGUCGAAAUGAACAAGCUCUGGGUGCGUUGGCAACAUCAGGGACAGACAAGGGACAGGGCUAUUCGUACAAAGGAGCGGCAAGAGCUCCAGCUGCUCGUCGGUAGCAACCUCGUGCGCCUAAGUCAAUUGGUGGAUCUGGACAAUUACAAGCAGAUACUGCGACCGCUUUUGGAGCAGGUUGUCCAAUGCAAGGAUGUCCUUGCGCAAGAAUAUCUCCUUGAUGUUGUCAUUCAGGUCUUUCCUGACGAAUUCCACCUCCACACGCUUGACCAAUUCCUUUCGGCAACAUCCAGACUACACCCGAAUGUCAACGUCAAGUCUAUCGUCAUCGGACUAAUGGAUAGACUGUCCGCAUAUGCUGCCAGGGAAGCAGAGGCUCUUAGUCCGGAGCAAAAGCAGCAAAUGGAAGAGAAAGCAAUGCAUGACCUUCUGCAAAGGCUGCAGAUCGCAAAGGACAACUCGCCAGCGGAACACCAGAAUGGUGAAAGCAUAGAUGUUGCAUCCACGCCCUCGGAGACGACUACUGCGGUGGAAUCGGACGUUGCUUCGCAGGCCGAGACGGUCGAUGGAAGCAGACCAGGUCGUGGCAUUCCCGAAGACAUUAGACUGUUCGAAAUCUUCAACGAGCAGGUGCAAAGUUUGGUAAAGCUGCAACGGUUGCCCUUGGCGGACGCAGUGGCACUCAUGGUUUCACUGACAAAUCUUGCUUUGAACAUUUAUCCAGACCAAUUGGACUACGUAGACUCUGUUCUCGCAUUCGCAAGAGAAAAGGUCUCGCAGUAUGUCAACAGCGCCGAUCUCCAUUCCCAAGCCGCACAAUCAAGCAUCCUUCAACUGCUUCUCGCGCCUGUUAAAGCGUAUUUCUCGAUAUUCACAGCUCUCUCUCUGCCGAACUUCAUUCCCCUUCUUCAUGCACAGCCAUAUCCGACCCGAAGAGCAGUAGCUGGUGAAAUCGCGAGAACGCUUCUUCAGAACCAGAUCAAGAUUGAUUCUGAGGAAGGUCUGAAGUCAAUAUUAGAGAUAUUGCGUGUCAUCAUCAAGGAGGGUACCCAGCAACAGCCAAAUUACUCAGGGGGCCCGCUGCAACGAAGAGGCGCCGAGACGGAUGAGACGAUCGAGGAACAAGGAUGGUUAGCACGGAUAGUACAUCUGCUGCAAGGACCUAAGAACGACGUGCAAUAUAAGCUGCUUCAGAUCGCUCAGAAAGCCUUUGCAGAAGGUGGCGAGCGUAUUAAAUACACCUACCCUCCUCUCGUAACCGCCGCCCUCAAGUUAGCACGAUCCUACAAAGCUCGCGAACACCUCGAGGACAACUGGUCGACCCAAACUCAGGCUCUCUACAAGUUCGUUCAUUCACUCAUUUCAGCGUUGUAUAGUCGAGUGAACGGUUUCAAUGACAUGGCCCUGCGCCUGUACGUCUCUUGCGGUCAGGUGGCGGAUCAGACGGGCCACGAGGAGAUUGCGUACGAGUUCUUCGCGCAAGCUUUCACCGUCUACGAGGAGGCAAUCAGUGACAGCAGGGCACAAUUCCAAGCUGUUUGCGUUGUGGCCAGCGCGUUGCAUCAAACUCGCAAUUUCAGUCGGGAGAACUAUGAUACGUUGAUCACGAAGUGUGCAUUACACGGCAGCAAGCUGUUGAAAAAGCCGGAUCAGUGCCGCGCGGUAUAUCUAGCCAGCCACCUCUGGUGGGCGACGCCGAAUAGUGUCUUGGGUGAGGAGGACACGAAGGACUUGUACCGCGAUGGGAAGCGCGUCUUGGAAUGUCUGCAGCGGGCUCUGAGGGUUGCAGACGCGUGCAUGGACACCGCGGUUUCCGUGGAGCUGUUUGUGGAGAUUCUGAACAGAUACGUAUACUACUACGAGCAGGAGAACGAAGCAGUUACCACGAAAUACCUCAACGGCCUGAUCGAAUUGAUCCAUUCGAACCUGAAUUCGAACGAGGCUCAAUCGUCGCUUGAUAAUCCGCGGAAACAUUUCCAAAGGACGCUGGACUACAUCAACGUUUGUAAUUUCGAAGGUGUGGUUACAAACCCGCCCUUGGCUUGA